AUGACCGAAAAAACAUUCCAAGUCGUCGUGAUUGGGGAAGGAAGUGUCGGGAAGUCCGCUAUAUGUCUUCUCUAUGUUAAAGGAGAGUUCAAUGUCGAGUAUAAUCCGACAAUCGAAGACUCCUAUGCGGCAGAAGUCGAUGUCGAAGGGCAAAAGGUGAAAAUGAGUCUAAUAGAUACGACUGGUCAAGAGGAAUAUAUAUCAUUGAGGGAGCAAUAUUACUUGAAAGGAGACGCGUUUGUGUUGGUGUAUUCAAUCGACAAUAAGAAUUCAUUCCACGCGUUGAAGAACCACCGUGACGGGAUUCUGGGCUUUAGGACGGGGAAGAAGACACUGUUGGUGAUGGCGGGUAACAAGUGCGACUUGGAAGAGCAGCGCCAGAUCCCAACGGACGAAGCAAAAAAGCAAGCGGAGGAGUGGGGCAACAUCCCCUUCUUCGAGACAUCCGCGCAGAACAACAUUAACAUCAAAGAGCUCUUUGGGUGUGUUGCGAAGUUAUUAAUGGACGCCGCAAAAGAAGAGAAUGCACACAAGCCAGCAGAUCAAAAAGUCGAAGAAAAGAAGACUGAAGAUCCCAAAGAAGUGACUCAGACAACCAGCGAAGCAAAGUCGGGGUGUUGUGUUCUUUUCUAA
Molecule: messenger RNA, 633 nt
Organism: Entamoeba invadens IP1
Lineage: Eukaryota; Evosea; Mastigamoebida; Endamoebidae
Exons: 4
Coding region: 1-633 (210 amino acids)
Biological process (GO): Ras protein signal transduction
Cellular component (GO): plasma membrane
Molecular function (GO): GTP binding; GDP binding; GTPase activity
Source: RefSeq, a predicted model, not a curated record